Messenger RNA from Nicotiana tabacum (common tobacco), 2939 nucleotides. The record is from RefSeq and is a predicted model, not a curated record. NCBI's taxonomy places the organism in Eukaryota, Viridiplantae, Streptophyta, Magnoliopsida, Solanales, Solanaceae.
AACUAGGUUUACGCUUAUAAGCUUGUCGCACGUUUUCUCAUUCCAGUUUCCCUAAAUAAGCAUGGCUAAAGAAAAGAAGAAGAAGCUAGAGCACCAAAACCCUAGCCCUAGCAAACCCGCCGAUGAAGAAGCAGAACAAGAAGGCAAAAAUGAUACACAAUACUCCCAACAUCAAGAAAUUGACAAAGUAAAAUCCGAUAAGAAGAAGAAAAAGAAAGAGAAGCAGCUUGCCGUGACAAUUGAAACCAUCGCUGAAAACCUUAAUAAGACAUCUCCGAUUGUUGGUUACUUCUCUUCAGGUUAUGACCCGUUAAGGAACAACAACAGCAGCGCUCAGUUAUAUAGGAAUGUGAAAAGGAACAACCGGUUACAGCUUGAGCGGGGCGCAGGUGGAUUUCGUAGGGACUAAUUAUUCCGGUGAGGCAACAUCCGCUCAGUUAUGCACUUACUCGCUUGGGGUGCUGGAUAAGGAAACCCAAACUCUCAAGAUUGUACCUAUUGCUGCUAACAGGCUCACGCACACCUCGACUAUUUACCAAAUUCCUGAAGGCUUAGGUAGAUGGAAAGAAAUCGUCAUAGUGUUUUUUUGUCUCCGCCUGGAUUUGAGCCGUGGACCUCAAGGUUCUCCUCUCACUUCAUUAACCAAUUCACCACACCCUUGGGUGCAAAAAAAAGUAUUUUAUUAGUAGGAAUUAUCUCUGUUUUAGCAGACAAGGUCAAUUUGCUUUCUCUUGGCUAAUAGUCUUUGAUUGAUGAGUAAAGAAAGCUAUUUUGUUAGAGGAAUUAUCCCCAUUGCAGCAAACAAAAUUGAAGUUGAUUCAGAAGAUUUUUGGUGUUCGAUAGGUGAGUAAAAUAUAGGAUUUAAUGUUCUCUAUUACAGCAAACAAGGUAAAUGGUUCUGACGGAUAUAUGUGUGAUUGGUGAGUAAAAGAAGGUAUUUUGCUUCUUUGGCUGUGAUUGGGCAGAGUAGUUUUUGCUAAUUGGCUCCUUUUGAUCUUAUGUAGAUGCUCAAUCAGAGAUGGAAAUAUGCUUUUCUUUUCUCAAAUCCACUGGAAUGAAAAAAAUAUCAAAUCCCAGUCAAGCCAACGUAAUUAAGUAAUUAACAGAUGGUGUGGAUAUGUUAGAUUAAUACAACAAUCAUCAUAGUCCUGCUGAGAUAUUGUUAGAUUAAAACAGUAAUUACGUAAUUAACAGAUGGUGUGAAUAUGUUAUGGUACGACUCUUUUAGUUGUCAAAAUUGGAUGCCACUCGAACUUUGAUUGGGCGGAACAUUUAUUGUAAUUGAUCUGUAUCAUUUUUAUAGUUUUGGUUGAAUGAAAAGGAAAAAGGGGUGAAAUUUGUUUGAUUCAUUUCUAACACGAGAUAUGCUUAUCUCGCUCCCACCAAGAUAGGAAAUUACAAAUGAGAAACCUAGUCUUUGUUCUCCAAGAUUGUAGUUCAGGAGACAAGUAGAAUCUCUUCAUUCCAUGACUCGUUGAAAUAUCUUAAAUUUUAUGUUGAAUUAGUAGGUAGUGAUAUGUCAUGGUAGGAUCAAUUUGAUAACAGAAAAAAACAAUUUGACUCGUGUAAUUAUUAAACAGAGAGUUCUUGCUUUGCUUAACGUAGUGAUAUGUGCUUCCCUGUGUGCUAAUUGUUUGGUUAAGGCUUCUUACGAAGGAAGUUUAAGUGUGCUUACCAUUUUGAAAUGCUUAGAAACUGAAAUGGUUAUUCUACUUUACGUAAAUGCAGUUUGUUGUCUAACCAAUAGUUGUGAUAUUAUCUAGGCUAUCGCACAUCUUUGGUGAUCUUGUAAGUCCUGAUUUUAAAUAACGAUAAGCAGGCGAUGAGUGCAAUAGUUGUUUAUUUUCGAUAUCUUAUUCUCUUUUAUAUUUGCUAGCUUAUGAUUGCAGAUAAUUAGGUUGGAACCUAGAGUUAGAGGGUCAGAUGUACCGGAAAAUGAAGAUCCAGAUACGGUCAAGCAAGAACUCACUGCAGAAGAGAGGGACUGAUAAAAUGAGAGAAUUAACUCAAAUGUACUCAUCAAAGAAAUCUAUAAGACAGGCUAGGAAGCUUGAUUCCCUACGUCAACAAGAAGAUACUGGAAAUCAAGAGGAAUUUGACAGGAAUAUAGCUGGGGCAAUAAACAAUGAGGCUCUUGAAGUAGCUGUUACCACAGAUAAUGCUCGAAAUAUACCACCACAUGAUCUGGCAACCACUGUGCCGCACUUGGCAUAUCCACUGAACAGGAUUAUUCUCGAAGGAGAGUGGGACUAUCUUUUGGAUGUUUUGAAGCUCACAGAAGCUGGAGCAGAAAUGAAACCUGAUCUUUAUCCAAGCUUUGUUUGCAACAGAUCCUACAAAUUGGAACAUAUACAGAAUGAAGAGGAGAAGAGAAGGCUGGCAGGCAUAUUAUCAUACAUUACGCAUCUUGUUAAGUUCAAGGAUAAACAUUCUAUGGAUGGUGUAUCAUCUGCAAAGCAUCACAAGAUUCCUGGCAUGUUGUUCCAGAAGUUCUCUUCGAUGUUUGGUGUUCCUGAUUCAAAAAGGCUUCCGGAUGAAAACAAAGCUCUUCUUAUCAACUAUGUGUUGGUGCUUACUCUCUUCGUUGAUGAUUUUCGUAGCGAUCUAUCUGAUAUAGCCAAAGAUUUGAGAAUGAAUAUUGGAACAUUGCGGCCUCACUAUGAGUACUUAGGUUGCAAGCUUGUUCGUGAGAAACAUGUAUUAUUGGCUACACUUCCCGUUCCACUGAAAUUUCAAACUGUGAGGAGGAAGCGAAGAAGGUAGAUUCUCCUGAAAAUUUUCCUUUUAUGUUACCCUGAAAUAAAGGAAUGCUCUAUUUCUUGAGAGAAAAACAAGUAUGAACAUCAAUAAAGCUUAUAGCAACUAGUCUUCAGAACCCCAUUUUCUAUUAUACACUUGGAAAAGAGGUAAAUCUCAUAGAGUAGCCAAAUCCCAUUUUC